This is a messenger RNA of Sinocyclocheilus grahami, 450 nucleotides long. RefSeq names its product transmembrane protein 163-like. Lineage: Eukaryota; Metazoa; Chordata; Actinopteri; Cypriniformes; Cyprinidae. The transcript has 6 exons. The record is from RefSeq and is a predicted model, not a curated record. Bases 1 to 450 code for a protein of 149 amino acids. Gene Ontology annotation, molecular function: zinc ion binding. Gene Ontology annotation, cellular component: synaptic vesicle membrane.
AUGAACCGUUUUAAAGCUGUUUCUAUAAUGCGGCAUAGUGCAUCAGCGUUUGGGUUUGCUUUUGAUGCCAUUCUGGAUGUCCUGUCCUCCAUAAUCGUGAUUUGGCGAUACAGUAAUGCGGCGGCUGUCCAUUCAGCACACAGAGAAUACAUUGCGUGUGCCAUCCUCGGAGUCGUGUUCAUCUUGUCGGCCAUCACUAUCCUGGUGAAAGCGAUCCAUGAUCUCGCCACAAAACUGCAACCAGAAGUGGAUGACUUCCUGUACAGCGUCUCGGUUAUCAGCGGAGUGGUGUGUGCCAUUCUGUCCGUCUGUAAGUUCAUGCUGGGGAAAGUCCUCACCAGCAGGGCUCUCAUCACCGAUGUGCCGUGGCAACGUGUCUGGUCUGAUUUCACCUUAACUCCUCCCAUUUUGAUUUCCGACCAGCUGGAAGAAGCAGGAUUCCACACCUGA